Molecule: messenger RNA, 1488 nt
Organism: Solanum tuberosum (potato)
Lineage: Eukaryota; Viridiplantae; Streptophyta; Magnoliopsida; Solanales; Solanaceae
Exons: 9
Coding region: 247-1152 (301 amino acids)
Biological process (GO): protein ubiquitination
Cellular component (GO): membrane
Molecular function (GO): ubiquitin-protein transferase activity; zinc ion binding
Source: RefSeq, a predicted model, not a curated record
UGGACAAUAAGAAAAAUACAAACAAAAGAGUAAACGCGGUCAAAUCAGUGUUCGGUUUGUAUAAUUUCAAAGAAAUUUCAACGGUUCCAUCAAAUUUUGAUUGGUUUUGCUACAAAUUCGCUAAAUUUUCGUCUCCUGAUUACACAAUCAUCAUUUUUUUCUGAUUUUUCAGAAAUUCUCUGUUCUUGCUGAGUUUCUCGGCUUGGGCGGUGAAUUUCUUAGGGAUAUUGCGGUUUGGGUAUAAAAAUGGGUGAGCAUUUGGUGGUGAAAGAUGAGGACCGGGUCCGGGUUGGGAACGCAGAUGCAUCAUCAUCAGGGGAACCGAUUGAAAAUGGGAAGAAGGCAACCGAAGUAGUGGAAGGAACCGGAGCUUCUUCUUCGAAGACGAUGAAGGAAAAGGAAUUGGCUGUUGAGGAAGAAGAAGAAGGGAAUGAGGAGGUGCCGUUAAUUGGGGGUGCAGAGUGCCGUAUUUGUCAAGAUGAAGAUACUUUGAAUAAUUUGGAGAGUCCUUGUGCUUGUUGUGGAAGUCUCAAGUAUGCACAUCGAAAGUGUGUUCAACACUGGUGCAACGAGAAGGGUGACAUUACUUGUGAGAUUUGCCAUCAGCAAUACCAGCCUGGUUACACUGCCCCUCCUCGAGCUCGGUCGGAGGAUACAAUUAUAGAUAUUGGGGGAGGAUGGCAAAUUGCUGGCACACCUCUGGAAUUACAUGAUCCUCGCCUUUUGGCAAUUAGAGAGGCUGAACGCCAACUUUUGGAAGCUGAAUAUGAUGAUUAUAAUGCUACAAAUGCAAGUGGUGUUGCGUUCUGCCGUUCUGCUGCUCUAAUUUUAAUGGCUUUUCUGCUCUUGCGACAUGCAUUACCCGUAGCAGAUGCAGAUGGAGAUGACGAAGAUCCCUCUGCUUUCUUCUCGCUUUUCUUGCUUCGGUUAAUUGGCUUUCUUUUACCUUGCUACAUCAUGGUCUGGGCCAUCAGCAUUUUGCAGCAGCGCAGACAAAGAGAGGAAGCUGCAGCAUUAGCAACAGCACAAUUUGCAUUUGUGGUACAAUCUGGGCAGCCAACAGGUGUACAGUUUGCCAUGGCAUCAGCUACACCAUCUGUCCCUGCAUCAACGGACUCUUCGUCUGUGCCUGCACCAAUGGAUCGGGUUUAAUAUUGUCACGUGCGAGUAUUGGUUCCUGCAUUGAAAAGGUUCCAGCAACGAGCCUCAACGUAGAUGCUGCGUCGUUUUGUAAGUAGUAUUGUGGAUAUAAUAGCAGCAUCUCAUGUCAUGUCAUUUCAAGAACCAACAAUUUUACCAAGCUCUAUAUUAAAAUUCUUUUGAUCUUGGUAUGUAUGUAUGACAUUUAGUAAACAUUUUUCACAUCUGGUUGAGACCAGUUUUGUAUCAUGUCUUGUAGAAACCUUUUUUUUUUUUUUUCAUUUCAGUUGGCUAAAUUUAUUUUUACUCUAUUGUUGAAUAUAGAUAUAUAAAAAGGCUUUGUAUAAA